This is a messenger RNA of Didymella exigua CBS 183.55, 586 nucleotides long. RefSeq lists its product as uncharacterized. NCBI's taxonomy places the organism in Eukaryota, Fungi, Ascomycota, Dothideomycetes, Pleosporales, Didymellaceae. The transcript has a single exon. The record is from RefSeq and is a predicted model, not a curated record. Bases 190 to 552 code for a protein of 120 amino acids.
UACACUACGAAUCCUUGGAUAUGCGACGGACGACGGAGGGGCCCUAUCUCGAGUUCAAGCGUAGAGGCAUGUAGUGAGCUCCUGAAUGCCAUGUAUUCAAAGCACGUGUAGGCCUCUUUCGUCGGAUACGAGGUAGCUACGAGUAUUGAAAGCUCCAUCAAAGUGUGUGACCAUGAAGUGGCAAAUUGAAUGGAUUUGACCAGCAGAAGUGCAUGUUUGGUGGCCAGAAUUCGUCUCGAGCAUAACGAUCUGUGCAUUACUGCUUUGAGUCUAGUCCAGGGUUGUCGUCGAACCACUGAUGAAUGCAACCCCUGCUCAACCCUUGAAGAAUGCACCUUUACCUUCGUAACGCCACCUCUAAAGAAUGCACCUGCCCAACCUCCAAAGAAUGCACCUGCCCAACCUCUGAAGAAUGCACCUGCCCAACCUCUAAAGAAUGCACCUGCCCAACCUCCAAAGAAUGCACCUGCUCAACUUCUAGAGAAUGCACCUGCUCAACCUCUAGAGAAUGCGCCUGCUCAACCUCUAGAGAAUGCGCCUGCUCACCUCUAAUGAAUGCACCUCUUCCUUCUUACGCCGUCCCAGA